Molecule: messenger RNA, 2204 nt
Organism: Didymella exigua CBS 183.55
Lineage: Eukaryota; Fungi; Ascomycota; Dothideomycetes; Pleosporales; Didymellaceae
Exons: 3
Coding region: 495-1919 (474 amino acids)
Biological process (GO): polysaccharide biosynthetic process
Cellular component (GO): membrane
Molecular function (GO): acyltransferase activity, transferring groups other than amino-acyl groups
Source: RefSeq, a predicted model, not a curated record
CUCAAUCUCGCCAUUCCCUGCGGUGCCGACUCCCGUAAGGCUGCAAAUCAUUCGCGCGGGAACAAGCCAUUUCCAUUACAGGCACACUGCCAAGCCAUUGUCGACAUGAAACGGGUGGGGAGCACAUGGACAUGAUUCUCCUACGCCCAGCUUUAUUACGCGGCCACCCAUGCGUAUGCCGGCGCAUCUUACCCGUUGCAGCCUGAAGGCCACUUAGACAGGUAAAACCCAUCGUCACUCGCUGCCACUCCUGACAACCUUUAUCAUGCCAAGCUCCGUAUCCGACUACCCGUCUUCGCAUGGGGGAACUUGCUUUUACCCUUAGCCACCAACACUUAACCUCCUGCUUGGUUCGCGUGGAGCUGUUUGAGUUGCGCUAUAGCUGCCACGGUCCCUCUUCUAUCCUCUCUCUCUUUCCCUAUAUCCGCCGCGUCCUAUACAUCCACCUAGGGCCUCACAAUUCCCUUGCUUCACUGGACUUCGUACUCGCUUGUAUGACGCCCAUACUGAAGGUCCCGCUAUCGCUCGUUCGCGCCACAGUCUCCGGGUUGAAGACGGUCGACUCUGGAGCCUCUGCUAGCACCAUGGCUACCAACACUCGACAGAACGUGACCUGGGUCGAGGGUGUUCGAGGAGUUGCUUCUUUCUGGGUCGUCGUAACACAUCUGUGUAGGGCCUGGGAUUACAGUCUCUGGUCUCCACGCGACAGCGAGGAGGCCACACCACAAUUACUCCAGCUACCUUUCCUGCGACUACCAUGGCAGGGACGAAUCGGAGUCACAAUGUUCGCUUUUCUCACCGGUUACGUAUGCGCAAUCAAACCGCUUCGACAAGCAAAGUCCGGCAACAUUCCAGCCGCUUUGACCACCCUUGGAAAAUCAGCCUUCCGCCGACCACCGCGCCUGAUCAUGCCAGCUACCAUUGCUAUGGUCAUCGCAUGGUUCUUCGCUCAAAUUGGAGCAUUCGAGGUUGCUCGCCUCAGUGACUCUCACUGGCUAAGGCGUGCUGUUCCGAUGAACAUUGGCGGCCUCGAUACCGAAAUUCCCCGUCUCUUCCGGAACUUCCAGGGUGCUUGGUCUGGUGCCAAUAACGAAUACGACGAUCACCAGUGGGCGCUACUUCCUCUGCUUCAGGGCGCUUUCCUCAUCUAUGUGCUCCUGUUUGCGACCGUUUUUAUGAAGUUCCGUAUGCGCUUGUUCACCUGCGUUGUCCUGUUCUGGUGGUACUGGAUGCGAACCAGCCCUGAGAAGGAAACUUUCGAAUGUCAAUUCCUUUACGGCGUUAUGCUCUGCGACAUUGGCUCGGAGAAGGGCUUCCGCGACUUUGUCAACAGCUACCCCAGAAUUCGCCGCGCAGUUCUCACAACUCUCAUUGUCGUUGGAUGGUACGUAGCCUGCUUUCCAGGAGAGCACUGGGAGUGGGCUAGCUGGUCUGUUCAACUGAAGAAUAUUGGUGAUUGGAUCAUCCCCGAGGGCGCUGCAAGCUACCCUAAGCGCUUCACCGCCAUCGGUUGGGACCUCAUGGUCACCGGAAUCUGGCUCUCGCCCAGCCUGCAGAGCAUGUUCUCGAACAAGCUUUUUAUGUGGGUUGGCCGCAACAGUUUCGCUGUUUAUCUUACCCAUGGAACGGUCUUGAAGGUCGGUCUGGUACGAUUGAUCUACGGAUGGUCUACCGCACCCUACCACGUCGAACAGCCUGCGAACGGUGAGGGAGAUGCUAUCGAGCACUACAUCCCACGCUCCCAGAAUUGGCUUGUUUGGGCUCUGGCCAUCCCCACGUUCUUCGUCGUCCAGUACACACUCGCCCACCUCUGGACCACGUACGUGGACUCGCAAUGUGCGAAGGCCACCAAGUGGCUCGAAGACACCAUGUUUGAGAAGGACGAGGACGAGAAGCAUGGCGUGGCAAACAUGGCAUAAAAGGCAUUUGACCUGCUGGAAUCAGGAGCAUUGCGUUUUGUUUUAUGAUGAACAUUUCUUUUGUCACUACAUCCGCGGAUACCAACACAUCGUUCUCGCAUUUUAAAGGAGUUUAUUGCGGGCACCGCCCUGGACUUACCAGGCGCACUAGGGAGGAAAGCAUUAGAAAGCUUAUGAGCGAACAGUUCGAAAAAUGGACAGGACGGCACGGGCAAGAGCAUGUCACGAUAUCAUGUGUAGAACAUGCUAAUAGCUAAUCAAAAGUAUACAAUUUCAUAUUCGCGC